CAGUCUCUUUGACUGAUGUCGGUAAUUUUAUAUUUGUUUACAAACUCUGAUUAUCUUCAAUUUCAGCAAUUUUUAUCCUUACGUCAAAGUUUUAUUAUUUAAAUGUUUUUCUUAUUAACUUAAGUGAUAUCAAUAUGGGUGAAGACACUUCUUACUGUAUUUGUCGCUCUUCAGAUACAAGUCGUUUUAUGAUUGGUUGUGAUUCUUGUAAUGAAUGGUAUCAUGGAGAUUGUAUUUCUAUUACUGAACAGCUUGCUAAGACGAUAACCAAAUUCUACUGCCUCAUGUGUCGUGAUCGUAAUCCAUCAUUAAAGAUUCAAUAUCACAAAGAUUCUGGUUCUAAAUCAACCAGCAAACAGGGGACUGUUCGAAGAAAGAAACAACCACCUUCUAAGUCCAAUAAAACGGCUCGUUUUGAAGAUGAUACCUCACCUGAGAAGAUGGAUUUUGAGGAUGAAAACGAUGAAGAGUUUGAUGACGAUGAUGAUGGAGAUGAAACUUUCAGAAUUGAGAAUGAAUUAUCUGAAAAAAAUAAUCGAAAAAGUAAACCAAAAUCUAGACCUAGCCGAAAGAAAACAAACACAACAUCAUCUGACAACAAACGUGGAAGUAAAAAAACACAUAGACAAAGAGAAAGAGAAAGAGAUGUCUACGAAGUUGAUGAUGGUUUAAGGCAAUGUUAUGGUCCUGGAUGUAUCAAUAUAGCUCGUCGAGGCUCCAAAUACUGCAGUGAUAAUUGUGGUAUUAAAUUAGCAACCAACAGGAUAAUAGAAAUUUUACCUGAACGUAUAAGGUUUUGGCAAAGUACAUCAUCAAGUGCUGAUGUUUUCAGUAAUCGAGAAUUAGAUGCAAUUCGAACAGAAGGAGAAACAGCCAAAAGGCUUCUUGAAGAACUGGACGGUAAACAAAAAGAACUAGAAGCUAUGAUUGCCGAGGCCAAGAAACUACCACCAAUCUCAGAAGAUGAAGUAGACGAAGAGACUGGAGAUGAGCUGAUGACUUACUGUGUAACCUGUGGACACGAAGUUGCAUCGAGAACUGCCUUGAGACACAUGGAAAGAUGUUUUAACAAAUUUGAAAGUCAAAUAUCUUUUGGUGGUGUUUAUAAAACAAAAGUGGAAGGAGUUUUCUGUGAUGUAUUCAAUCCUCAUCAGAAAACUUAUUGUAUGAGAUUGAAAGUAUUGUGCCCUGAACACACAAAAGAGCAAAAGAUACCAGAUAAUGAAGUUUGUGGUUAUCCUUUGGUUACUAACUGUUUCGAACUGACUGGAACAUAUUGCCGUCUCCCAAAAAAGAAGUGUAUGAGACAUUAUUGUUGGGAAAAAUUACGACGAGCUGAAAUUGAUAUGGAAAAGGUUCAGAAAUGGUUAAAAUUAGAAGAACUAUUUGAAAAGGAGCAAAAAAUUCGGUACACUUUACAAAAUCGUGGAGCCGUUCUUGGUUUAUUGCUUCAUCAUACAGUGAUAAUGGACUGAUUUAGCUUUGUAUACUUAAAUCUAUUUUCUUAUUUCUGUACAUAUCAUUUAUGAUUAAAUAUUCAUGCUGAUGCAUAUUCAUAAUUCAUCAUUGUCAAUAACAAAAAUGUAAAAUAAAAAGUUAAAAUUGAAGGAGAAA
This is a messenger RNA of Tetranychus urticae (two-spotted spider mite), 1614 nucleotides long. The record is from RefSeq and is a predicted model, not a curated record. Lineage: Eukaryota; Metazoa; Arthropoda; Arachnida; Trombidiformes; Tetranychidae.